Messenger RNA from Neurospora tetrasperma FGSC 2508, 3261 nucleotides. RefSeq lists its product as uncharacterized. The transcript has 3 exons. The record is from RefSeq and is a predicted model, not a curated record. Bases 1846 to 3084 code for a protein of 412 amino acids. NCBI's taxonomy places the organism in Eukaryota, Fungi, Ascomycota, Sordariomycetes, Sordariales, Sordariaceae.
CUCCCUCAAUUUGGCUGCUUCCGUCAUCAAUCCCACCCACCCACCUUUUUCCAUCUUUUCCAUCGACCUUUCAUCCCGGCCCUCCUCCUCCUCCUCCCCUUUCCCAUGGCGGACUCGGUGACCCACACUUCACCUCCCUCUUCUUCCUCUCCUUCUUCUUCCUUCUAUUCUCUUUUUGGUACUCCUCCUCCCUCACACCAGCCCGACGGCGGAGCUAACAAUCGCGACGACGAUGAACCGAGUCCAAUACAACCAUUCUCCUUCCCAGGCCGGUCCGUUUUUCCUCGUCGACACACUGAAGUGAGCGUCCCGCGAUUCGAGAGUCAUAUCAAGUCCAUCAACUCCUACCCAUCACGUACGCCUGUUGGAAGGACGGGGGUGCUUGACGGGCUAUCGCAUCGUGGGAAUCUCGCAGUAAGCCGUGUCGGCUAGCCAGAGCGGCGGGACCAUCAUCACCGACGCCAGGUCAUUCUCUCUCUUUCAUGACCCAACCCCCCCUCUCGCCUCGCCUUCCUUAUCCUUCCACCACUUCCCUUCCCUCUCCCCUGCCGUCUCCCCUGCCGUCUCCCCUUCCACUCCUGGUGCUGUGUGUUCUUGGGCACACGGCCGUCCCGUUUCUCCUGGCAAUAGCUGGAAGGAUGCGUCCCACGCGUCGAGAACCGUAAAAACUUGCCAACUCCUACCCACAGGCUAGCCACCUGCUGGAAGGACUGGGGUUCUCGAUAGGUCGUGGAUAGAGAGUUAGCCGACCAUAGCGCUCUCUGUCUACCUCCGGGUGUUGGGAAGCCUCCGACAGUUCAAUGUCACGCAAGAGCGGCAGGAUGAUCACCACCAAGGCCCCAGUCCCGAGGUCAUGUAUCUGGCAGGAUGCAUGGCCGGAGCGUUUCUUAUUGAUGAUGUAUGGGGGUUGGUGUACCACGAGUCGAGAAGCCUUAGAUCCAACCACAGGUCAACUCCUGUGGAGAGGACUGUGGCUCUCUCGAUAGGCCGCGGGUAGAGAAUGCUGCUGGCGUAGCUUCCUCUGCUGUCUUGCGUCCGAUGGUGUGAAUCGAUCAACAAUCACAUUGUCAACCGAGAGCGACGGGGCUUUCCCUUUAAACCCAGCCCUGGCGUUGUGUGUCCGGCGGGGCACAUGGCCGUCCGUCUCAGCUGUGCGAUACUUCUGAAAGUAUGUGUAACCCGGGUCGAGAAGCCGUAAAAACUUGCCAACUCCUACUCAGUGGGCUAGCUGCUUGCUGAAAGGACUGGGGCUUCUUCGAUAGGCCGUGGAUGUAGAUGCUGCUGCCGUAGCACUCUUCCACCUCCGUCUGGGGGAACUGAUGGACAGUUGCGUCGUCACAGGUGAGCGGCGGGGCUUUCCUCAUCUCUGCUGCUCGUUUCAGCCGUGCGAUGCUUCUGAAAGUAUGUGUAACCCGGGUCGAGAAGCUAUAAAAACUUGCCAACUCCUACUCAGUAGGCUAGCUGCUUGCUGAAAGGACUGGAGCUUCCUCGAUAGGCCGUGGAUGUAGAUGCUACUGCCGUAGCACUCCUCCAUCUCCGUCUGGGGGAACUGAUGGACAGUUGCGUCGUCACGGGUGAGCGGCAGCUUUGUCCCUUCCCUUUUGUCAUGUUCAUCGCGCGCCUAGAUCAUCACCAACACAGCACCAACACUACGUACACCGGCACUACACCAGCACCAAGACCAUCAUAUCUACGUUUACGGCUAACAGUCCAAGGGAGGCGAGUGGUUUGAACGGCGAGGACACGCCUCGUGACAAAAUAAGCGACAGUCUCUUCAACCGCGAUGACGACAACACCUCGGUUGUGUUCGACUCCAGCGACGAUGAAAGACACUGCAACAUCAACAUGUUGAAUCGUGGAGGUGUGGUAACAUGGGAGGACGCAGCACAUGUCAUCCAACAUACAUCUCAAUUAUCACUGGACUUUCACGUCGAUACUUCGGAACAACGAGCUCUUUUUGUUCUUCAUGCUCCCGUGUACCUAAAGGUCAGCACGCCCAACUGUCUGGUUUUUCGUCUGAUUAUGUAUCCCGAGAACAUUCGGUCCAUCGAAUUUGAUCCGAGGACACGUCCUCCUACACCUGGCAUGGACAACGCGCCCAAUAAGUUCAUGGGUUUACGCUUCCUCAUGACGCAACCACCUAGCUUGGCGGUCCCCAAAGAUCGCCCUUUGGAACCAAAACCACGAUCUCGAGACCUGUUCGAAGCUCUGAAAUCCCUUGCUACAGUCCAGGAACUCAACAUCUACCUGGACAUGUUCUGCCAUGUGCCGGAGGUUCGGGAUCAAUUGUCUUUGCUUCCGACUGUCUUUUCAUCCACCUAUCUUGGCGAUCGACCAAAAACGGAUUCCAAUCGGUCGAAUCUCCAAGUCUUGCAUAAAGGUUUGGGCGCCGUAAUUCUCGACAUGGGUGCAACUGCUGCCGGACCCGACGCAACCUUGGCAAAUACUGCGGCAAAGCAAGUCGUGCAUGAAACGAUAGAAGAAGUAGCGCCGGCAUAUACCAAGGAUGACUCUCUCCAGAGUCCGGCGCAAGUGAUAACUCCGUCUGACCGCAAACGUCGGCGAACCAGUGAAUCCCUGUCUCCCUCAACCACCACCGACAAGCGCAUCCUCACUGCCUUCGCUCAACUAGCCAAGCGCCAUGCCGAUCUGCAAAGUCGCGUUGCACACCUCGAGAAGAUGGUGGCCGACUCUCGGUGUGAUCACACUCCAUGCCGUUGCGAUACGGAGGAAAUCGAGAAUAUUAUCGAACAUGUGAAUGAUAAAAUCGGCAAUGACAUGGAUGAUGUGCGAUGGGAGUUGGAGGACAAAGUGUUUGGCGAGACGCGGGAGCUUGUGAUGGAGAAGACGGAAGAGCAGCAGUCGCAGUUGUGGGCCGAUAUGCGAGAGGGCUUAAUGGACGAGAUGCGGCAGGAGAUCAAGGAGGAAUUGAAGGCUGAGCUCAGACAGGAACUGGCGGCAGAGAUCAAAACGGAGCUGUUCAAGGACAUGGCACAGGCGAUGAUGAGGGCGGCGUGCGGUGACGUCGUCAAGUCUGGGGCUGGCAUGUCACAAAGCACGCAGAGCACGGAUAGUACUCAGUGAGGCACGCCAUCGGCUGGUCCGAUACCCUCACCUAACGGCCUUGUGAAUGAACAUGAUCUCUUCCUUUUCCCCAACAUACAUGAGGCCUCAGCAUCUUGGUUGUUCAGACUGAUGUCUGCAUGUGCUUCCAUGUUGUAACUAGAGUGGCCAACCUGUGUUGCCAUUCUGCCCGUAGGU